CUAUAUUGCGUACACGCCGCGGUCUGUACUCAUAUAUACCUACCGUGUGAAGUCGCAGUGCGGCUGAUUUCCGAUUUUCGUAAGUUAAGCGUGAAAAGGAAAAUAACAGUGAACGUUAAUCUGAAUCCGUUAGCAGUGGUAAACAACGAAGUGGUAAACGUAGCCGAUAAGGUAAAACGGGAGGCGUGAAAUUAUGCAGUUUACAACACAACGAGGUGGUGGAAACUAAGGUGCGUCGUCGUUCGUGAAAAUUGUGACCUAAUCGAGCGCGGCCGUCUAGCCGUGCGUUGUUUUCACCCAGACGGGAUAAACUCGAGAUAAGUACGUGGUAAAUAUGCCGGGGCGUAACGUCGUGCACGGCGUCAUGCCGCCCCAUUAUCUUCACGAGUUGCCGGCUGAGGAUGAGGAGCGACUCGAGAAGAUAUUCAACAAACUCGACCUGGACGGCAACGGGAGGAUCGACGUACACGAUUUGUCAAAGGCCCUCCACGAUGUCGGGGUGCAUAAGCGAUACGCCGAGAAAUUUUUGGCGGAGUCCGACCGAAACCAGAGCGGCGACAUCAGUUUGGCAGAAUUUAUUCAUUACGUACGAGAACACGAGAAGAAUCUACGCCUGCAAUUUUCGAACUUGGACAAAAAUCGAGACGGAAAAAUUGAUCUGGAGGAACUGAUCAGAGCUUUUAAAGACUUGGGCGUUGAUAUGGAUCGAACAGAAGCGACUAAAUUAUUGCAGAGGAUGGACCAGGAUGGAAGCUUAAAUAUCAGUUUCGACGAAUGGCGUGAUUUUCUCCUUUACGCACCGACUAACGACAUUCACGAAUUGAUCCGCUACUGGCGACACUCGACCUACCUCGACAUCGGUGAGGAUAUGGGCGUACCCGAUGACUUUACCAAAAGCGAAAUGGUCUCGGGUAUGUGGUGGAGGCAUCUAUUGGCUGGUGGAAUCGCUGGCGCUGUUUCACGAACCUGUACGGCACCCCUCGACCGUAUUAAAGUAUACCUACAGGUACAUGGAACGAGACAGUGUAACAUAUCAUCCUGUUUCAAACACAUGCUGAGAGAAGGUGGUGCGCUAAGUCUCUGGAGAGGGAAUGGUAUAAAUGUACUUAAGAUCGGUCCUGAAACUGCACUUAAGUUCAUGGCCUAUGAACAAAUUAAGAGAAUGAUAAAGGGAGACGAUUUUCGAGAACUUAGCAUUUACGAAAGAUUCAUGGCUGGAUCCAUUGCCGGUGGGGUCAGUCAAUCAGCCAUAUAUCCACUCGAGGUACUAAAAACGCGGUUGGCUCUUCGAAAAACAGGGGAAUUCACCAGCGUCAUAGACGCGAUGCAGAAAAUUUAUAGUUCCGGUGGUCUCAAAUGUUUCUAUCGAGGAUACGUUCCCAAUCUCAUUGGAAUACUGCCGUAUGCCGGAAUUGAUCUGGCUGUUUACGAGACUCUGAAGAACAGUUACUUACGUACGCAUCAGAAAGACGAACAUCCGGCAUUCUGGCUUCUGCUGCUUUGCGGAACGGCUUCAAGUACCGCUGGUCAAGUCUGUUCGUAUCCUCUAGCUCUAGUCAGAACUAGGUUACAAGCUCAAGUAACACCAUACAGAACUCCGAAUACGAUGGUUGCUGUAUUUCAAGAUAUACUUCACCGAGAAGGUUUUCGUGGGCUUUAUCGAGGCUUGACGCCUAACUUUUUAAAGGUUGCUCCUGCAGUAUCCAUUAGCUAUGUUGUAUACGAACACUUCAGACAAGCUCUAGGUGUUAACAUGACGUGAUGAAUAUAUUUAUUAGGGGACAUUAAUUCUAUUAAAUUAUUCUGUAAUUAUAUGAUAAAAGUUAUGCUAAAUCUGCAAGUUAGCAUGAAGCAAGCCGCGCAGGCAGGCCUGCACGCUACUUCGCCUUUCCUUCCUUUGACUAAAGCAGCUUAUUUCUUACUGAACUCGUCAUAAAUGUUAUAAAUUAUUUGCUAUUUAACAGUUUGGAAGAAACAAAGAAAUUUAAAUAUAAUAAAAUACAAUCAAAACAAUUGAUAUCGAUGCUACAAGAGUUGCCAGAGGGAAAGGAAAGAUAUUCCAACGUUAUCAAGACAGUCCAGGCGGAUGGUGCUCUUCCGGUGUAGAGUGGAGUUAUCUUAAAAAUUGAGGAUAGCAAAAAGUGGAUUAAUCGGUAAAUUGAUUGUUGGAUCAAAAAUUCAAUGAUUCGGUUAAAUGGAGAUACGGGCGUUAAUUAAACCAGCAAAAGAAUAGGGGGAAUAUGCUACUUAAAAACCAUUCGAAAAAAAAAAUCAGUUCAGGAUAUUAAUUAUAUGUGGACACUUGAUGUUGUGAUAUACUCAGAUUUUUUUGCUCCUUCCGAUUCAACAAAAUUUUGGUGACCUAACGCUAUCGUACAGCCACUAGAAGUAACGAAUUAGUAGCCUAAUGAUUAUUUACAAAAUGACAUCCCACUGCGUGCCUGCAAAAGAGAUCGACUGAUUAGGGAUUUUUCGAAUUCCACAUAAAUGUAUAAAUAUCAAUAUUACUCGAUACCAUUCAUACCCUGGUUAUAAUAACCAAUGUUGCGUUAACAAAGUUCUUCUGUAUAUUGCUAUCGUUACGAUUGUAGUGGAAUGUUUGUAUGAUGUGAUAAUAUAUAUAUAUAUAUAUGUUUGUGUGAUUAUAUAUAUAUAUAUAUAUAUAUAUGGGACAGAUUUUCGUAUUACAUACGGCAGGCCGAUUUGGCCACCUAUUAUUGUUGGGCAAGUACCAACAGUUGAUUAGGUAUUUUAUAUAUACGAUUUUCUGGCAGUAUGAACUGUGAAAGUAGAUGCUUUUAGUACGGAAUAUAUGUACAGAUAUUUUAGCUGUAUAUGGGACUGAUGAUACACGACUUUAAGCAAGGAACGUUGUGAAUCGAUUGAAUACUUCCAGUAAUUUUUGUUUCUAUUUAUAUGUAUGUAUGUAUGUAUAUUAUUAUUAUUAUUAUUAUUAUUAUUAUUAUUAGCAGCUUCGCACGAAGCAUGUAGGUGUACCGUGUAGAGUAUAUAUUACAUACAAUCUGCGUGACGUCUUUUUCUACGAUGAGCAAAUGUAAUUUAUUGGUUUUUAUGUUUUUGAUUAUUGUUUAUAAUAGACUCAGUUCCUUGGAGGCUGCAGGCACCAGUUUUCACUUGUAGUUAUAAUAAAUACUUUAUGAUAUCUCUUAUAUCUUAAAUAUUAUAAAUGUGAUUUCCUCUGACAAGCAGGAGAAUUGUACUUUGCUGAAUAACUAAUUCUUCAUUCAAAUUAUUGUUGUUAUACAUUUUUUCGCUCUAUUAUUAUGAUUACUGCUAUAAACUAUUAAUUCUAUAACUACUACUACUACAACUAGUACUACUAUUACUACUCUUACACCAUUACGAUUGCCUUCUAACAUUGUUAAUACUGCUAUCGCCACUGUUACUAUUCCUUGCAUUGAAAUCACACAAUAAUGUCUUUCGUGAUUCAUCAACUAAGUGCAGUGUUUAAUCAAUUACUUACCACAAUAAUUUCAGUUGUAUUCUGUAUUUCAAUGGUCAACUGUGACGCAGUAUUACCUACACUAACAAUAAGUAUUAAGCUGUAAUUUUUUUUUUCUUUCGUUUACUUUCCGUCUUCGACGCUAGCAUGCUUCGGAUUUCCCGUUACAUUAUAGAAUUGAAGUAAAAAAGUGAAAAAAUAAAAACAAAAUUACUGAUUA
Messenger RNA from Neodiprion fabricii, 3683 nucleotides. It is a transcript of the gene SCaMC, whose product is annotated as calcium-binding mitochondrial carrier protein SCaMC-2. The transcript has 9 exons. Lineage: Eukaryota; Metazoa; Arthropoda; Insecta; Hymenoptera; Diprionidae. Gene Ontology annotation, cellular component: mitochondrial inner membrane. Gene Ontology annotation, molecular function: calcium ion binding; ATP transmembrane transporter activity. Gene Ontology annotation, biological process: transmembrane transport. The coding region runs from base 335 to 1762 and encodes 475 amino acids. The record is from RefSeq and is a predicted model, not a curated record.